AAGGCGGGGUCGGACGGGGGAGGGGAGGGCCGUGCUGCUGGUCGCUCCUCCUCCUCCACCCGCUCUGCCCCUCCUGGACCUUGUGGGCCGGGCAGCCAUUUUGGGAAGAGCUUUGUUAUGGUUGUGGACUAGCCGCCUCUGCCGGGUCGACAAGCUGGGGACGCGUCCUCAGACGCAGCGUCUAGUCCCUGGCCAUAGCUCCGCCGCUGCCCGUUGGUGUCUCACCUUUAACUCUCCUUAUGCUGGGUGAAAACAAAGAGUGAUAGAUUCGUGUGGCCUUUCAAAUGAUUGUGAAGUGGUGGAAAUGGAUCCAAAAUAAUAAGUGACUUCUCUACCAAAGCAUAGAAGAUUCUUCAUAUCUCCUUCCAGUGGCUCAAUUCAGAUUUUGGGAAGGAGCAGAACAAGUGAAACACAGAAAACUGAAGAGAAGAAAUCCUCAUUUUGGACCUAUAUUUCUCCUUGACUAUUUCUUAAUAUCCAUCCUACCCAUCUUUCUAAUGUUUUAACUUUGCUCUGAAUUUAUAAAUAGUAAAGGCCAAAGACAUAGAAUAUACAUUUAGGAGCUUUAUACCAAGAAAUUUGCCUUGAAAGCUGCUGUUCGUGGAGGGAAAAGUGUAGCAAAUUCCUAUUUUUAUUUUUUAUUUUUUUUUUUAACAAAGACAAGAUUUAUGUCCCUAGAUUUUGAAGGUUAAGGCAAAUAUAAAUACAUAUCUGCACACUAUUUUUUAGCAGUUGCAUGAGUAAGAGUAAUGAGAUUUGUAUUUUAAGGACUUUGUCAUGUGGAUGUUUUGGAGUUGACUGCUCAGAUCUUUUAUAGGGCUUUAAUAUUUUUGAUCUAUUACCUUGAUGACAUUAUUUGUCCACACUUGAGCCCAUCUGUCUUUCUAGCUAUGACCUUGUUAUGAACAGUAUUUGCACUCGGUGCAAAUAUCCAUGUCUUACCUAAUUAAGCAACAUCAUAGUGCCAUAACUCAAGGAAGUUGAAUGAGGUGAACAUAGAUACAGCUCUUUCCCCUUCCCCCCCUUUUUAAAUGUAACAAAUACUUUUUAUGUUCCCCUUCCCCCCUUCCCCUUUUCCCCUUUCCCCUUUUGGAAACGUGUCAGGAACCAAAUAGUUUAAGAUGAGCAGUUGAGGGGACUGAGAGAGUGAUCCACACAGAACCUGGCUUCUUCGUGCUUCAUCAUAAGUCGUGCUGCCGGCCAGGUUACUUAAGCACCCUUUUAACAAGAAAACCUUGUGGGAGAUCCAGCUGGCCAACUCGAGUUCAGAAACAGGACCACAGAGGUUACACUCUGCGAUUCACUGGGCGCAGUGACUCACACCUGUAAUCCCAACACUUCGCGAGGCUGAAGCAGGAUGAUCUCUUGAGGCCAGGAGUUCAAGAUCAGCCUGGGCAACACAGCAAGACCCUUCCUCUAACAAAAAAUAAAAAUAAAUCUUCCAGGCUCAUGUUACAGUUUUCUUUUGUUUAGAACUUUUGUUUUAACAAAAAUUGCUUUUAUUUAGAACUUCUCUGAAUUAUAAGGCUUGAUCCUGGCCAUGAGGUUGGAUGCCUCACCUUACUGAAAGGAGACACUGGACCUAAAUGGCGCAGCAUGAUUUUGUUCCUGCUUGGCUAAAUUUCUCAACACCACAGUCAGCUAAGUCACCUACUGCCACCUUCGAAAAACACGGAGAGCACCUACCCAGAGGAGAAGGCAGAUUUGGAGUAAGCCGCCGUCGACAUAAUUCCUCUGAUGGUUUUUUUAACAAUGGUCCCCUACGAACUGCAGGAGAUUCUUGGCACCAGCCCUCCCUGUUCCGCCAUGAUUCUGUGGACUCUGGUGUCUCUAAGGGAGCAUAUGCUGGAAUCACAGGGAACGCAUCUGGUUGGCAUAGCUCUUCCCGAGGUCAUGAUGGCAUGAGCCAACGUAGUGGGGGUGGCACAGGGAACCAUCGCCACUGGAAUGGCACCUUCCACUCCCGGAAAGGAUGUGCUUUUCAGGAAAAGCCACCUAUGGAGAUUAGGGAAGAAAAGAAAGAAGACAAGGUGGAAAAGUUGCAGUUUGAAGAGGAGGACUUUCCUUCCUUGAAUCCAGAAGCUGGCAAACAGCAUCAGCCAUGCAGACCUAUUGGGACACCUUCUGGAGUAUGGGAAAACCCGCCUAGUGCCAAGCAACCCUCCAAGAUGCUAGUUAUCAAAAAAGUUUCCAAAGAGGAUCCUGCUGCUGCCUUCUCUGCUGCAUUCACCUCACCAGGAUGUCACCAUGCAAAUGGGAACAAAUUGUCAUCCAUGGUUCCAAGUGUCUAUAAGAACCUGGUUCCUAAGCCUGUACCACCUCCUUCCAAGCCUAAUGCAUGGAAAGCUAACAGGAUGGAGCACAAGUCAGGAUCCCUUUCCUCUAGCCGGGAGUCUGCUUUUACCAGUCCAAUCUCUGUUACCAAACCAGUGGUACUGGCUAGUGGUGCAGCUCUGAGUUCUCCCAAAGAGAGUCCCUCCAGCACCACCCCUCCAAUUGAGAUCAGCUCCUCUCGUCUGACCAAGUUGACCCGCCGAACCACCGACAGGAAGAGUGAGUUCCUGAAAACUCUGAAGGAUGACCGGAAUGGAGACUUCUCAGAGAACAGAGACUGUGACAAGCUGGAAGAUUUGGAGGACAACAGCACACCUGAACCAAAGGAAAAUGGGGAGGAAGACUGUCAUCAAAAUGGUCUUGCCCUCCCUGUAGUGGAAGAAGGGGAGGUUCUCUCACACUCUCUAGAAGCAGAGCACAGGUUAUUGAAAGCUAUGGGUUGGCAGGAAUAUCCUGAAAACGAUGAGAAUUGCCUUCCCCUCACAGAGGAUGAGCUCAAAGAGUUCCACAUGAAGACAGAGCAGCUGAGAAGAAAUGGCUUUGGAAAGAAUGGCUUCUUGCAGAGCCGCAGUUCCAGCCUGUUCUCCCCUUGGAGAAGCACUUGCAAAGCAGAGUUUGAGGACUCAGACACCGAAACCAGUAGCAGUGAAACAUCAGAUGACGAUGCCUGGAAGUAGGCAUAUAAAUGCUCACAGUUAAAUCUGACCCAGUAAACUCUGUGUGUUUAGGGAGUAUACAAAAGAAAUCGUUCUUUUCCUUUUCUUAUGUUGUUGAAUACUUCAUUCACAAGGGAAAUAAUCAUAUCCCAAAGAGAGAGCGAUUGGCUUGUUUUGCUUUUGUUGUUGUUCUUCCCUGUUAUCUGCUUAAUAGAGAGAAGUUUGUGUGGUGGGACAGAUUUUUUAAACACACACACACACACACACACCCCCAGUAUAUAUGGGGCGAUGCACAGGUAGGAGCUGGCAGUGCAGGGAAGAGGAGACACUGGUCUGCAGCAACAGCUUCUACUACCAGCCCUUGGGGCACUCACCCCUGUGAUCAAGUAAUCAUUGUCAAUGACAAAGUGACUAUUGAAGUUAUAAUUGUAUUAAAUUAAUGCUAAUAAUUUGGAUAUUUUAUUUUAUUUUUGGCUGCUCGGGUAACUUUAGCCCUUAACCAAGCAUAUGUGGGUUUUUUUGGUUGUUUUUUUGUUUUUGUUUUUUUUCUUUUUCCUUUCUGGGUACAGCUGUAAAAUAUUUGGAUAUAGGAAAUGUUGUGUUAUUCUUGCAGCCUUGAUAUUCAGGGUGGAUUGUAAAAUAUAAAUUUUUGUGAGAUUUCAAAGAUUAAGAUUAUUUUGAUAACAUUAUUUACAGAGUUAAAAGAUGUGGUUAUCACAAGUCUCGAGGGGGAAACUACUGCAUAAAAUAACUAACUUGGAAUAAAUAUUUUGCAUCAGUUUGGAUUGUCUUGUGUAAGAAGUAUAUUUUCUUUAAAAUUAGAUGAGUGGAUUCUUUUUUAGGGGAAAUAUUUUUAGAAGUUGGGGGGAAAUGUGAAUUCAGACACAACUGUUUCUCUUUUUAGCAGAUACUUUUUUGAUGCAGAAAAACCUGUGCAAUAAAUUACCAGUAAUAAAGUCAGAAACCAA
This is a messenger RNA of Gorilla gorilla gorilla (western lowland gorilla), 3958 nucleotides long. RefSeq names its product GC-rich promoter binding protein 1 like 1 (gene GPBP1L1). The record is from RefSeq and is a predicted model, not a curated record. Gene Ontology annotation, molecular function: DNA binding; RNA binding. Lineage: Eukaryota; Metazoa; Chordata; Mammalia; Primates; Hominidae. Gene Ontology annotation, biological process: positive regulation of DNA-templated transcription; DNA-templated transcription. Gene Ontology annotation, cellular component: nucleus. The transcript has 14 exons. The coding region runs from base 1587 to 3011 and encodes 474 amino acids.